AUGUCCACCCUUGCAUUCAAAGAGAACUGUUCCUCUUUCCUCUUUUCUCUAUCUCCACAAGAUUUCUUCACUUCUGCAUGUUAUGAACAAUUUCUCCUCUUAAUGGUUCGGUAUUCUACCAAAGUCUUCAUCUGGAUAGGUGGAACUUCAAGUGGUGAGCAGCAUUUGGGAAAUUCAACUAAUAUAGAACUGCAACCCAGGAUGUUAUGCUUUGUCACUAGGUUGCCAGAUGGAUCUUUGAUGGAAAUUACCAAUGUGUAUCCCUCAUAUGCAAUUUAUGACUACCCAAAAGAUCUUUUUGAAUGUGUUAAAUCAGAUAAACCUUAUGUGUGGCCCACAAAGUAGACUCCUAAGGUAUCAAAUCCAUAUUGUUUUAGCUGGAGUCAUCCGAAUUUGAAACGGACUAGCUUUGGAAGAUUAACAAAAAGGAUAUGUUGUUAAUCAGCAAUCUCAAAAACUUUGGAUAUUGUUUGUAACUCACACAAUCAGGUAAAUCUACUUUCCAGUUGACCUGAUACUAUAUAUACUUUAUUAUAACUGGUUCUUCAUAUUUUGUUUUGGUAGCCGUUAUUUAUAGUAGCAUCUUAUUCCGUAUAAAACAUCGACCUUUUUUUCAUAUUUGCAUCAAACACCCUAAAAGCUAAUGGACAGAUGUAAAACUAUUACUUACAAGAAUGAUGCAGCUAUGUCUCACCAUUGCAGGGAAUAAAGGAAAAUUGAAGACAUUUAAGAAGGUUGGAUACGAUGUUGGCAGUGAUAGUAGCUUUCAGUUGUGACGGAUCAGAACACCAAACUAGAAAGAAACAUCAACAUAUUAGGUUCGGAACUAAAUAAACCAUCUGCUGUCAACGGUGCUGAGACUACUUUAAAAAUGGAGGAAAGAAGGGUACUAAUGUACAAUGAAAUGGUUGGAAAAAACCUUUCAACUUUUCACUUCUGACCCCAAUAUAUCAAAGUUGGCUACUCUUACGGGCAUACAUACAAAGUUCUUUACCUUGCAAUCUCACUUGAUGGACAAAUUGUGUGACGCUGUUAAACUUUAUCUUUAACUGGUUAUGAAGACGAUUGUGACUCCAGCUGGAGAUGAAACACUUAGAUUUUGGAAUGCAAUUCCUUCUCCUAAAUCGGAGGCAAACCACGUCAGCUUGUAACCUGGUUGACCGGUCAAGUGGUCAGAAUUGUAACAAACUGGAAACACAGUGUCAAAUUUGAGACAAAAAAUACAGUAUCAAAUUAGAAUUUUGGUGUAAACUGAAUGUCCUUUUUGCUAUUUACCCAAAGAGUUAAAUUCAAGUUUAAAAUUACAUGAAUUGGUUGAGCUCUUACAAAAGUAUAUGAGAAACCACACAUGUAAACAUAUUAUUAGUUCUAUUUAUAACGACAC
Molecule: messenger RNA, 1384 nt
Organism: Lactuca virosa
Lineage: Eukaryota; Viridiplantae; Streptophyta; Magnoliopsida; Asterales; Asteraceae
Source: the annotation of a GenBank genome assembly